AUGCAAGCAGUGGUUUCACGAUCACCUCCUGCACCACAGCAGUCUUUCGAGGAUGAUGAUUACAUUCCAGCGCCGAAAUCAGAAUGGAGUGGAGAUGAAGAAGAUAAUUUGCCAAAUUGGUCUGAAACCAACGAAGUAGAGCUAGGCGACGAUGUUAUUGCACAGUUAGAGCGCAUCGUCUUAUUUAGGCAAAAGGUGUUUGAAGUCCUCAGUUCUAUUCCACCCAAUGAUCAACGCACUGAACUAAAAUGGGACCUUUUGCAAAAAAUCGAAAGUCUCGAAACCCGCGCCAUCGUCUUUCUCACACUACCUCCAAAGUCAGUUUAUGGUGAUGACUAUACCCAAGUCGAUGACAACAUUUAUGCUCCUUUUGGGCGUUUUAUCGCGGACGCCGAACUUUACCUUAGACAGGCAGUUGCUCUUGUUGAAAACAGGGAGCCCCUCGAAGAAGGUGCUUCAGACGUGGAUUACGCGUCGUCUUCUGAGUCUGAAUCGUCCGCGGAGGAACCCCUAAUUUUUAUACGUGGACUCUCGAGAGCCCAAGCCCUAAGGGCCACGAAGGUUAUCGAGAAUGAAAUUUUCUCUCUCCUCUCGGAUCCUCAAUAUCGCACGUCAACGGCCAUUGUAAAAACGAUUAUUGGUUCAGCAUGUAGUCAAAUCACACGAAAUGAUCCAGAACACUGCCUGAAUCGAACGAACUAUUUGCUUACCUUUUUAAAAGGUGCACCGGUGCGACCUCCAGGGUCGGGUAUCCAAGGCAGUGCUCAAUUUCGUCUUGACACUUUGCCUGGAGGACUUGGACGAACCUACGCUUGGCACUGUCUCCUCACAGCUGCGCUGGCCCAGGCGAAGCACCAGUUUGCUUAUUCACUGGAGAGCACUCUGCCGUUCGCGGCUGUCCUGACUACACUACUUGGCUGCUACCCCGACCAAGUGGUAGGUGUAAAGUCUCCCUGA
Molecule: messenger RNA, 957 nt
Organism: Dibothriocephalus latus
Lineage: Eukaryota; Metazoa; Platyhelminthes; Cestoda; Diphyllobothriidea; Diphyllobothriidae
Source: the annotation of a GenBank genome assembly